Molecule: messenger RNA, 2945 nt
Organism: Coturnix japonica (Japanese quail)
Lineage: Eukaryota; Metazoa; Chordata; Aves; Galliformes; Phasianidae
Gene: PPIL2
Product: peptidylprolyl isomerase like 2
Biological process (GO): protein peptidyl-prolyl isomerization; protein polyubiquitination; protein folding
Cellular component (GO): catalytic step 2 spliceosome
Molecular function (GO): ubiquitin protein ligase activity; peptidyl-prolyl cis-trans isomerase activity
Source: RefSeq, a predicted model, not a curated record
CCUACGGCCGAGAACCGGCUGCACCACGAGCCCGACGCCAUGAGCGAUAAAGCACCACGUGCGGCUCCACGUCACAGCCCGGCUCUUCCGCUCGGUGCCGCCCCGGAACGCCGCGUGCUGCCCGUGUUCCCCGCGGAGCCGUUGGGCGCUGCACCGGAACGAGCGGCCGGCGGGAGUUAAAGGGGAACCGGGACGGACGGAGCGACAUGGGGAAACGGCAGCACCAGAAGGACAAGAUGUACAUCACGUGUGCCGAGUACACGCAGUUCUACGGCGGAAAGAAGGCGGACCAUCCCCGCACCAACUUCAGGCGCAUCUCGUUCGAUCACUGCAGUUUGUCUCUGCAGCCAUUUGAAUACCCGGUUUGUACUCCGGAUGGGACAGUCUUUGACAUACUAAGCAUCGUUCCUUGGAUAAAGAAGUACGGAACCAAUCCGAUCACGGGAGAAAAACUAGAUGCCAAGUCCCUUAUAAAGCUGAAUUUUGCUAAGAACAGUGAAGGUAAAUACCACUGCCCCGUGCUGUUUACUGUAUUCACCAAUAACUCCCAUAUUGUGGCCAUCAAGACAACGGGAAAUGUGUUUGCCUAUGAGGCAGUUGAGCAGCUGAACAUAAGGCCAAAGUGCUACAAGGAUCUCUUGACAGAUGAGCCCUUCACCCGGCAAGACAUUGUGACACUGCAGGAUCCAACAAACCUGGAUAAAUUCAAUGUCUCCAACUUUUUUCAUGUUAAGAACAACAUAAAAGUGGUUGAUCCAGAUGAAGAAAAAGCAAAAUUGGAUCCAUCUUAUUACUUGAAAAAUACAAAUACAGAGACCCGAGAGACUUUACUGGAGCUUUAUAAGGAAUUCAAGGGUGAUGAGAUUCUAGCAGCCACUAUGAAGGCUCCUGAGAAGAAGAAAGUGGAUAAGCUGAAUGCCGCCCAUUAUUCCACUGGAGCAGUAAGUGCUUCCUUCACCUCCACUGCAAUGGUACCUGAAACUACCCAUGAAGCAGCUGCUAUUGAAGAUGAUGUUGUGAGAUACCAGUAUGUGAAGAAGAAGGGCUAUGUACGACUUCACACUAACAAAGGAGACUUAAACUUGGAGCUGCACUGUGACAUGACACCUCGAACCUGUGAAAACUUUAUCAAGUUGUGCAAAAAGAACUAUUAUGAUGGGACAAUUUUUCACAGGUCAAUUCGGAAUUUUGUGAUUCAGGGAGGUGAUCCAACUGGAACGGGAACAGGAGGAGAGUCGUAUUGGGGAAAACCAUUUAAAGAUGAAUUCAAGCCCAACUUGUCCCAUACAGGACGUGGUAUCCUUAGUAUGGCCAAUUCGGGGCCUAACACCAACAAAUCGCAGUUCUUUAUCACAUUCCGCUCUUGCGCGUAUUUGGACAAGAAGCAUACGGUGUUUGGAAGAGUGGUCGGCGGCUUUGAGACUCUGACUGCUAUGGAGAACGUGGAAAGUGACCCCAAGACGGACCGUCCCAAGGAGGAAAUACGAAUCGAGGCAACAACUGUUUUUGUUGACCCGUAUGAGGAGGCAGAUGCGCAGGUUGCUGCAGAAAGAGAGAAGGUUCAGCUGGAAGAAGAAGCAGCCAAAACAAAAGCUGAGAUGGUCCCACUAAAGAAAGAGGUCCAGACUCCUAAAACUUACCGGCAGGGAGUUGGAAAAUACAUUAACAUGGCUGCAGCGAAGCGCAGCGUGGAAGAUGAUGGGCCCUCAACAAGCACAGCUGCAAAGAAAGAGAAGAAGAGCACAGGCUUUGGGGACUUCAGCUCCUGGUAGCAGCAGCACAGCAAAAAAGAAGAGGCAGCCUCCCACAUGGCCAUGAAGAGCCCGAAAGACCAUUUGUCCUGUGGAGAGGGAAGGCACCCGCAUUCACUGUAGAAGAAAACUGUUGCUUUGUUAAGGCUGGUUAAUGUGGCUUUGUUUUCAGGAGAUCUGCGUUCCCCCAACUGCAUCUUUCUGGAAGGCCUUUUUGUUGUUGUUCAGCUGAGCAGGGAGCACAGCUCCGCUGGGGAUUAGCUGCAGCCUUUCUCUGCACAGCCAGCAGCAGCCCAGGCAGAGCCCAGCUUUGCAGGACGCUGCCUCAAUAACAGCUGCACUGUGAAAGAGCUUCAUUUACAGGUAAUCAUUUCCAGGCAAGCCAGGUCUGCUGGACAAAUUGGUGUGUUGGGGAAGCGCCUGAGCUGCUGGAAGGCGCUGUGCAGGGGAGGACAGGGCUGGGCUGCAGCCUGUCCUGCUUCUCCCUUCCAGCUGCAUUUUGCUUCUUCUCAGAAAGGACCAAUUCCACAUGUUCCUUCUGCCUCCUGGCUGGAUUGGCUGCUGUCAGUGUCCACAGGGCCCCGCUCACUCUGAAAUGAGCUGUGUCUGCACCCACGUGAUCUCGAGCACUGGGAAGCAGUGGGGCUGUGCAGUGAGCAGUGUGCCUGCUGCUGCAGCACUGUGCGCUCCUCUGGCUGCUGGCCUCGCUGGAGCCCCUGGGCAGCUGGGGGGCUGGGCUGCCCCACUUCAGAGCUGCCCUCUGGGUCCAGAACUGACAGCCUGGAACAGCUGAGUGGGAACAGAAACAGCAUCACAGCAUUUUUUUUUAGCCAUCCCCGAGGGCUGCUCCUUGCACAGGCAUCUCCAGUAUUUCCUUCCAUAGCCACACAGUUAGGAUGCUUACGAAAGGCCUUACAGAGUGCAGAAAUGCCAGCCUGGGAGAUGUAAUGUGUGCUACCAUCACUUGCAGGUGGUGCAGUAGAUCCUGAACACAACUUCUCAGUGUUCUCGGGUGUUUUCAGAGCACAGCAGUGCCCUGCCCUGUCUGGCUGAGGAGGUGGUUUUGUAGUCGCCUUUGCAACCAGCACGUUGCUAUCAGUGGUUUAAGAGCUUGAGGUCUCCACUUAGAGGAAACUGCUGUAAAAAAUUUUUUGUAACAAGUUUUGCAAUUAAAUGCUUUUAUUUUCCUUUGGA